Dovyalis caffra is the source of this 555-nucleotide messenger RNA. Lineage: Eukaryota; Viridiplantae; Streptophyta; Magnoliopsida; Malpighiales; Salicaceae. The record is from the annotation of a GenBank genome assembly.
AUGGAAUUCUACUCAGAGCUCAAAGUGUUGUGCAGGAUACAUCAUAUUAAUGUGGUAGAAGAUUUUGGACUGGCAAGAUUAGUAGAAAGAUCAAAUGAAGAAGAUGCAGUAGCAACACGACUGGUUGGCACGCCAGGUUACAUUGCACCUGAAUCUGUUCGUGAACUACAGAUGACACCUAAAGCUAAUGUGCUUGCUUUCAGAGUGGUUCUGGCAGAGCUAAGAACCGGUCAGCAUGCACUCACACGCGAGAACUGGGAACCGAAUAAGAUGAAAUUAUUGGGAUCAAUUAAGACAACAAUAUUCCGAGAUCAAGACCCAGAGACUGCUUUGGAAGUUAAUAUGGAUGCUAACUUAAAAGGAAGCUACCCAAUGGAAGAAGUGUACAAGAUGGCAGAAAUACCUAGACAGUGUAUGAAUGAAGAUCCAAUAAAUCGACUGGAGAUGCGAGAAAUUGUCCGGAAACUUUAUAAAAUUUUGAUGUCUACAAUUGAGUGGGAAGCAUCGCUUGGAGGAAGCAGUCAGGUUUUCACCAUGUUACCUGAUGGAAGAUGA